Molecule: messenger RNA, 1316 nt
Organism: Linderina pennispora
Lineage: Eukaryota; Fungi; Kickxellomycota; Kickxellomycetes; Kickxellales; Kickxellaceae
Product: RIO1-domain-containing protein
Exons: 1
Coding region: 36-1253 (405 amino acids)
Biological process (GO): maturation of SSU-rRNA; protein phosphorylation
Cellular component (GO): nucleus; preribosome, small subunit precursor; cytosol
Molecular function (GO): ATP binding; protein serine/threonine kinase activity
Source: RefSeq, a predicted model, not a curated record
CAACAACCCCGUUUUUAUUUUCGCCAAUAUUCAAAAUGAGACUCGACGCAAAGGCCCUGCGGUACAUGAGCAGCGACGACUUCCGCGUUCUGACAGCGAUCGAGGUCGGCUCACGCAACCACGACAUUGUGCCCGCCCCGCUUAUCGCGCAGCUCUCGCACAUCCGCGGCGGCGGCGUCAACCGGUACAUCGGCGACCUGAUCAAGCGCAAGCUGAUCGCCAGCGAGACCAAUUCCAAAUAUGUCGGAUACAAGCUGAUCUACGCCGGCUACGACUACCUGGCGCUGAAGACGCUCAGCAAGCGCGGCACGGUGACCUCGGUCGGCAACCAGAUUGGCGUGGGCAAGGAGUCUGACAUUUUCGUCGUCGCCGGCGAGGACGAGGAGCAGGUGGUGCUCAAGGUCCAUCGGCUCGGGCGCCAGUCAUUCAGGAACGUCAAAAACAAGCGCGACUACUUCCGCCAGGACCAGUCGCCCUCGUGGAUGUACAUGUCGCGGCUGUCGGCCAUGAAGGAGUUUGCGUUCAUGAAGGUGCUGUACGAGCACGGGUUCCCCGUGCCCAAGCCCAUCGACCAGAACAGGCACGUUGUCGUCAUGGGCCUCGUCGACGCGUUCCCGCUGCGCCAGAUCACCGAGGUCGGCGAGCCCGGCAAGCUGUACUCGACCCUGAUGGACCUGAUCGUGCGCCUGGCCAAGCACGGCCUGAUCCACGGCGAUUUCAACGAGUUCAAUAUCCUGCUGCAGGAGAACGGCGAGCCCGUCCUGAUCGACUUCCCCCAGAUGGUCUCCACGUCGCACCCGAAUGCAGAGUACUACUUUAACCGCGACGUCGACUGCAUCCGCACCUUCUUCAAGCGCCGCUUCAACUACGAGAGCGUGCUUUACCCAAAGUUCCGCCUUGACGCCGACAAGGACUUUAAUCUCGAUGUCCAGGUCGCUGCAAGCGGGUUCACAAAAAAGGACCAGGCCCAGCUUGAGAAGUACCAGGAAGAUGUUGGUGCCAACCAAAAUGAGGGCGAGACACGCAGCGACUACUACGACAGCCACGAGGAUGUCAGCGACGAAGAAUUUGUCUAUUCAGGCGACGAAGCCGGCAGCGAGGAAGACGAGGGUGAGCCAAGCACCAAGGGCAAGGAGACCGCCGACAGUGGCGACGGCGACGACGAGAGCGACAGCGACUUCAUUAUCGAGACCGACAAGCUCGGCAACACGGUCCGGCGGAGACGCACCCCGGCCGAUGUCGAUGGCAACUAAUAUGCGAAAGUAUUGAUUUUUAACUGAAACUUUUAUAAAGACAGCGCAUUAAACAAAAUAGUA